Mangifera indica (mango) is the source of this 3055-nucleotide messenger RNA. RefSeq names its product transcriptional corepressor LEUNIG_HOMOLOG-like. The record is from RefSeq and is a predicted model, not a curated record. The coding region runs from base 349 to 2688 and encodes 779 amino acids. The transcript has 18 exons. Gene Ontology annotation, molecular function: protein binding; transcription corepressor activity. NCBI's taxonomy places the organism in Eukaryota, Viridiplantae, Streptophyta, Magnoliopsida, Sapindales, Anacardiaceae.
AUAACCCGUGGCCGAACCUCUCCACCUUCUUUUAAACGUCCAUCACUUUCGCUCCGAGCCAUCUUUCUAUAUAUACCCGCUCAAAUAAAUUUCAUUCCGAACCGGAGGUUUGGUCCCUUCGGGACAAGCUUUCCUCUAAAAAAAAUCUCCUCGUGGCCGAUUCUUUUGCCCGCAUUUCUCUCCUCUCUGUUAAACUUCGAGCGCUUCUACGUCAGUCACACUCAACGGAAUCAGUUAUUUGAAAAGCUACAAAUUUCAGCUUAGCAGAGUUGAAGUGUUAUUCUCCAGCGCAUGAUAACACAGUGAUUGAUAAAUUAUUGUUACUAUAAUUGGUUUAGCGAAGCCAACAUGGCCCAAGGUAAUUGGGAAGCUGGUAAGAUGCUUGAUGUUUAUAUUCACGACUAUUUGUUGAAAAGAAAGUUGCAUGCGUCUGCAAAAGCUUUUAUGACUGAAGGAAAAGUGGCCACAGAUCCAGUAGCAAUUGAUGCUCCUGGAGGAUUUCUCUUUGAAUGGUGGUCUGUCUUCUGGGACAUUUUUAUUGCAAGGACUAAUGCGAAACAUUCAGAAAAUGCUGCAGCUUACAUAGAGACACAGCAAUUUAAGGCACAGGAGCAGCAACAGCUACAAUUACAGCAGCUGCAACUCAUGCAGCACCGCAGUGCACAACUGCAACGCAGGGACUCUAAUCAUCCAGCUCUUGGCAGUUCUAUAACCGCAUUAAACUCUGAGGGAAUGGUGGGGCAGUCAUCAGCCAGUGUCUUGGCCAUGAAAAUAUAUGAAGAACGAAUGAAACACCCUCAUCCGAUGGAUCCGGAGACAUCGUCAGCUCUCAUUGAUGCCAAAAAGAUGGCCCUUGUCAAAACUGCUAACAAUCACCAAGGCCAACUGGUACAUGGUAAUUCUGGGAACAUGUCUGCUGCUCUGCAGCAGAUCCAAGCACGGGCACCUUUAACCACUGACAUCAAGUGUGAAGUUAAUUUGGGCACAUCUCAGAAAAAUUUGCCUGUGGAUCCUUCAUCUAUCUAUGGUCAAGCAAUGUUACAGUCAAAAUCUGGACUGGGAGGUUCAGGACUGAAUCAAGGUGUCCCAGGUUUUCCAUUAAAGGGUUGGCCUCUGACUGGAUUUGAUCAAUUAAGACCAAAUUUGGGUGUGCAAGUGCAGAAGCCCAAUAUGCAAACUCAUAAUCAGUUUCUUCUCGCAUCACAUCAGCAACAGCAGAUUUUGGCACAGGCGCAAAGCAACCUUGGAAAUCCAACUAAUUUUGGAGAGUUGGAUCCUCGUAGGUUCUGUCCGUUUCCUCAGGGUAGCUUUAAUGCAAAAGAUGGUCAAGCUACUAGAAAUGAUGGGUCAAUAAGCUCCCCAGUGCAAUCAAAUUCACCUAAGAUGAAGGUGGCUCAGAUGCAGCAUUCUUCCUCUCAACAACAGGAUCAAUCUCAGCAACAGGCUCAUAACAGGAAAAGGAAGCAACACUCUUCUUCAGGAGCUGCUAACAGCACCAGUACAGGAAAUAGAGUAGGCCCUUCACCUAACUCUCCACCAUCGACUCACACCCCUGGGGAUGGAAUGACUACUGCAAGUAGUGCACAGCAUGUUAACAAUGUGCAGAAAAGCUUGAUGAUGAACGGUCCAGAGGAAACUGUAGGUCUUGCAACAUGUUCCAAUCUGCUGGAAGACAUAGAACGAUUUGGGGAUGUUGGUUCCAUAGAUGACAAUAUGGAAUCACUGCUUUCGCACGAUGGAGAUGGAAGAGAUUUGUAUGGAGCCCUGAAACAAAGUCCCUCAGAGUACCAAAAAGAGUCGUCAUCUAAAAGUUUUACCUUUUUUGAGGUUGGCUGCCAACGGACUAGAAAUAAUAGCAAGGUCACUUGCUGUCAUUUUUCUUCUGAUGGAAAGUCACUAGCCAGUGCUGGGCAUGAUAAGAAGGUUUUACUCUGGAACAUGGGUACUAUGCAGACAGAGAGCACACCUGAAGAACAUAAAUUAGUCAUCACAGAUGUUCGCUUCAGGCCAAAUUCGUCUCAGCUGGCAACAUCUUCAGUUGAUAAAUCUGUCCGAUUAUGGGAUGCAGCCAAUCCAAACUUUUGUUUGCAAGCAUAUACUGGACACAAUUCACCAAUUAUGUCCCUUGACUUCCAUCCUAAGAAGACUGAUAUUUUUUGUUUUUGCGAUACUGACAAUGAAAUUCAGUAUUGGAGUGUCAAUCCCUUUUCAUGCACUCAUGUUGCCAAGGGAGGUACAGCACAAGUGAGAUUUCAACCAAGGAUUGGACAUUUGUUGGCAGCAGCAUCAGAUAAAGUAGUUUCUGUCUUUGAUAUUGAAACUAAUCGGAAAACACAUUCAUUUCUGGGACAUUCAGAAUUGGUGAAUUACAUAUGCUGGGAUGCAAAUGGAGAUUUUCUGGCAUCUGUUAGCCACAACUUGGUAAAAGUUUGGUCAAUAAUGUCAGGGGAGUGCAUUCAAGAGCUUAGCUCGAAUGGGAAUCAAUUUCACUCUUGUGUUUUUCACCCAAGUUACUCAACUCUUUUGGUGAUUGGAGGAAUCUCGUCACUGGAGCUGUGGAACAUGGCUGAGAAUAAGAGCAUGACAAUUCCUGCUCAUGAGAAUAUAAUCUCAGCAUUGGCACAGUCACCUGUGACAGGAAUGGUGGCAUCUGCAAGUCAUGACAGCUCUGUUAAGCUGUGGAAAUAAAUCCUGUUGUAUAAUAAUAACACCCUAUUUUUCUUGCAGCUUCCGACUAAACAAACGCCGAGAUCUCGGAAAAAAGGCAGACAGCAAGCAAUAUAAAGUUUGUCUACACAAACCUGUGAAGAUAGAAGAAUGCAACUGGGUGAUUAGAUCAAUUGUGAAACAAUUAUUAAGUGCGACAUUAUAAAAUGUGUUUCUGUUUUCAAUUUGUUCUAAAAUUUGAGCCUAGAGUCAAAUUCUGUGAAGCAGCUUGUAGUUGAGUAGCAAAUUUUUCACGGAUAAAUGGAGGCGAAAAACGCUUAUGUCAAUGUGCAUGUUAAAAGUUGUUUGUUUUGUCCUUAACAAUGCUAUAUUUUGCCUUUUGCAUAAA